AUGGAGAACUUCGUAAACAUGGGCAAGGAAUACUUGUCUGGCCAGCAGGGCCAGCAGGGCGGCGGCAGUCUGUUCAAUCUGCAGAACGUCAUCGGCCACGCCACUGAGCACGAUCAGCAGCAGGGCGCGCAAGCCAACAGCGGUUUGUUUGCCACUGUCGCCAACACGCUCCACCAGAAGCAGGCGAGCGGCAACAUGGAUCAAAAUGUCGAUGAGGGUAUGCUCAAGAAUAUUUUUAACAAGGUGUCUGGCACUGGCACUGGCACCGACGAGGAGGUCGGCCAGGCGAGCGCGGUUGAUGCGUUCCGGAAGCACCUUACUGGAGGCAACCAAAAUCAAGCGAGCUUGGACUCCAUCCUCGGCAAAGCCAUGUCGCAGGCUGGCGCUGCUGCGGCCAAGAGCGGCGGCAACCAGCAAAAUGCGAUGGAUCAUGCAUCGCAAACCGUUAUGAAGCUCGCGAUGAAGCACAAAUUGAACAGCAUGAUGGGCAAGAGCGACUACUCGGAGAUCAUGAGUCUUUUGACAUAG
This is a messenger RNA of Malassezia vespertilionis, 528 nucleotides long. RefSeq lists its product as uncharacterized. The record is from RefSeq and is a predicted model, not a curated record. The coding region runs from base 1 to 528 and encodes 175 amino acids. NCBI's taxonomy places the organism in Eukaryota, Fungi, Basidiomycota, Malasseziomycetes, Malasseziales, Malasseziaceae. The transcript has a single exon.